Manis javanica (Malayan pangolin) is the source of this 1404-nucleotide messenger RNA. The record is from RefSeq and is a predicted model, not a curated record. Lineage: Eukaryota; Metazoa; Chordata; Mammalia; Pholidota; Manidae.
AUGAAGGGGAUCCUGCUGAUAAGUGCCUUAGUAUGGACCUUCAAGGGAACCACAUCUGUGACCAGCCCCCCACCCCAGCCAUGGGGCCUGACCUGGAUGCUGGUCAACAGCGCAACUGGGGAAGUCAUCAGUACCACAGAACACAGGGCGCCACUUGGAACCUGGUGGCCUGACCUGUUUUUCUGCCUUCGACAGAUCAACCAAGGUUACCGGACCCUUUGGGGGCUGGGGCCCUACGUCCCUCUGGCUAGCGCCCAGGGAUUUUACGCCUGCCCAGAAGCAGGUAAAGGAGAGUCAUGUGGGUGGGGACCCUUCUGGUGUGCCAGAUUGGACUGUGGCAUCCCACGUCAUGUGCCUAGGGACAAAGCUUGUGACCAGGACCGGGAUUGGGUACGAAUUCAAUUCACCGAGAAGGGCAAAAAGACUGAGGUAUCACGUUGGGUAAACGGGCUAACAUGGGGGAUAAAGUACUAUAAAUCUUGGGGACAUGAGGAAGAAGGCUCAACCCUCACCAUUAAAUUAAUCGUGUCAGCUCCCACGCCAUCUCCCAACGCCGCCGUAGGUCCCAACCAGGUUAAAAUUCCCCAGAAACCUUCAAAUCAGAACAAGGGCCUGGGCCAAAAAGAUAAGAAAAUGUCGACCGGAACGUUUACCCCAGAACCCAUAAGAGGACCGGGUCCAUCGACCUCUGGGUUAUGGGCCCAGCACACUCCCUCUGGGUUAGAUAAUCCCAUGUGGGAAAUGGUGCAGGCAGUAGUAGAGACUCUUAACCAUACCACUCUCUUCCUCACCGAUCCCUGUUGGCUAUGCUACACAGGUUCACCCCCCUUCUAUGAGGCAAUCAGGAUAACUGGCUCCUACACUAUCAGCAACUCCCAUCCCACUUACUGGGACAGGAAACCGUGGGGACUUAUGAUCGCUCAGGUUUCAGUCGUUGAAAGGCCGAGCCCCCACCGGAGCAAGAGGGAGGUGGUUACUGCCCUGACCAUUGGGACCCUCUUCUCCCUAGGGAUAGCAGGGGCAGGCACUGGGGUCGCAGCCCUUGUAACUCGGGAAAAAGGGCUCACAGACCUGAGGCUGGCAGUCGACAGGGACCUAGAACAACUCCGACAGUCAAUAUCAGGCCUGGAGCAAUCCCUCACCUCCUUGUCAGAGUUGGUCCUACAAAACCGAAGGGGCCUGGACCUCUUGGUCUUAAAGGAAGGUGGGCUAUGCGCAGCCCUAAAAGAAGAAUGCUGUUUCUAUGUGGAUAAGAUAGGUGCAGUCAGAGAUUCCUUAGCCAAACUAAAAAAAGAUCUUGACAGGCGGCGUAAGGAAUAUGAAAGCAGCGAAGGCUGGUUUGAGUCUUGGUUCAAGCACAAGCCAUGGUUUGCUACCCUCCUCUCGGCCGUUGUGGGGCACUAG